AUGCCGUACGCCAACCAGCCCACGGUGCGCAUCACCGAGCUGACGGACGAGAACGUCAAGUUCAUCAUCGAGAACACGGACCUGGCGGUGGCAAAUUCCAUUCGACGAGUGUUCAUCGCAGAAGUCCCCAUCAUAGCUAUCGACUGGGUCCAGAUAGAUGCCAACUCCUCUGUGCUCCAUGAUGAAUUCAUUGCACACAGGCUGGGCCUCAUCCCGCUCACCAGCGAUGACAUUGUGGAUAAGAUGCAAUAUUCCAGAGACUGUACGUGUGACGAGUUCUGUCCGGAGUGCUCUGUGGAGUUCACCCUUGACGUCCGGUGCAAUGAAGACCAGACUCGUCACGUCACAUCCCGCGAUCUCAUCUCCAACAACCCCCGGGUCAUACCGGUAACAUCUCGGAGCAGAGACAACGACCCCAAUGACUAUGUGGAGCAGGACGACAUCCUCAUUGUGAAGCUGCGGAAGGGCCAGGAGCUGAGACUGCGAGCCUAUGCCAAGAAGGGCUUUGGCAAGGAGCACGCCAAGUGGAACCCCACAGCAGGCGUAGCGUUCGAGUACGACCCGGACAACGCGCUGAGGCACACCGUGUACCCCAAACCGGAAGAGUGGCCCAAGAGUGAGUACUCGGAGAUCGACGAGGAGGAUGCUCAGGCUCCCUACGACCCCAACGGGAAGCCAGAGAGGUUUUAUUACAACGUGGAGUCCUGCGGUUCUCUGCGCCCGGAGACCAUCGUUCUGUCCGCGCUGUCUGGCCUGAAGAAGAAACUGAGCGAUCUCCAGACCCAGCUGAGCCAUGAGAUUCAGAGUGACGUCCUCACUAUAAACUGAGGUGGCCCCUUGCACGAGAGUGCUCAGGCAUGAGUGAUGCAGAAGGUUCCAGCGCUCUGGACCGAGGCUUUUGCCUCCCCAUCUCUCUCUGCCUUUCCCAGCCCAGCUCUGCUGGCCAGUGACACCUCUUCCUUGGCCCCCCUUCCCAGGGAAAGCCAUCGUGAUGCGUAGGGUGAAGCAGGAAGGGAAUCAGUGAGCAUCUUUGCUGGGACAGGCUUUCUCUCUAAGUGAUCCCAGAGUUUGAGGCCAGAGUUUUGGAUUCUGGCCACGUAGCGUUUGGGAUCGGGAAGCACGUUACACAACCCUACCUUAUUUGCAUGUCCGUUCCUUACUGUGCUGAAUAAAGCCU
This is a messenger RNA of Gavia stellata (red-throated loon), 1177 nucleotides long. RefSeq names its product RNA polymerase II subunit C (gene POLR2C). The transcript is spliced from 9 exons. Gene Ontology annotation, molecular function: DNA-directed RNA polymerase activity; DNA binding; protein dimerization activity. NCBI's taxonomy places the organism in Eukaryota, Metazoa, Chordata, Aves, Gaviiformes, Gaviidae. Gene Ontology annotation, biological process: DNA-templated transcription. Gene Ontology annotation, cellular component: RNA polymerase II, core complex. The record is from RefSeq and is a predicted model, not a curated record. Bases 1 to 828 code for a protein of 275 amino acids.